This is a messenger RNA of Girardinichthys multiradiatus, 1658 nucleotides long. It is a transcript of the gene marco, whose product is annotated as macrophage receptor with collagenous structure. The record is from RefSeq and is a predicted model, not a curated record. Lineage: Eukaryota; Metazoa; Chordata; Actinopteri; Cyprinodontiformes; Goodeidae. Gene Ontology annotation, cellular component: membrane. Bases 55 to 1263 code for a protein of 402 amino acids. The transcript has 13 exons.
GUUUACCCAACAUUGAGAACUGCUUAAGAAAGAAAUGAACAAACUGUGGUGAGAAUGGAGACAGCAGUGGAUGAGACUAUGGACCAGGUCACAUAUUAUAAUCCACUGUUUGACAUAUCGCUGAAUAGGAGUGAUCGCUACAACUUUCAGCAUGAUGAUCUAAAACCAGCCAGAUCCAGAAGACAGUGGAGUUUCAUUGUGAUAAUAAUUUAUGUCAUCUUACAUACAGCCCUUGAUGUCUUUCUCAUUUAUAAAGUUUUAAUGCUGGAUCUGUCACCAGCAAACCCUGCAUCACAGAAGAAAACCUCUGAUCAUAGCUUCCUGGGUGACAGUAACCUCGACCUCAACCUUCUCAUCCACAACAACAGCCGUGAAACCAAGAACCUAAAGAGCCAGCUAUUGGUUUUGCAAAAUCAGGUCAAGAGACUGUGUGGCGAGGAGGGUCAGCUACAAAGAUUAAGUGCUGAGCUGGACCUGCUCAAUACCAGCAACCACAACCUGGAAAACAAACUGACAACCAUUACACUCAAAACAGGCCCACCAGGUCCUGCAGGUACCAAAGGUUUACCCGGACAACAAGGUCCGAAAGGAGAACGAGGGCCAAAAGGUGACAGUGGCCGUCCAGGUCUGAGAGGCGAAACAGGACUCAAAGGAGGGAAAGGGGAGCCCGGGGCUGCUGGUGAAGUUGGUCCAAGAGGUCCAGCAGGGAAUCAAGGAACGCCAGGGAGAAAGGGGGAACAAGGGGAACCUGGAGCAAAAGGCCUUAGUGGAGAAAGAGGUGACUCUGGAAUGUCUGGAGAGAAAGGACAGGCUGGUAAACCUGGGCUUAAAGGAGAAAAAGGAGACCCUGGAAGUAUUGGUCCACAAGGACCCCCAGGUGCAAGAGGACCUACUGGAUUUAAUGGAACCCAGGGUCCACCUGGACUGCAAGGCUUAAAAGGAGAAAAGGGUGAAACAGGAAAACAUUUGAAUGUGCGUCUAGUGCCUGGAAAAAACAAAGGACGAGUGGAAGUCAUGUACAAUAAUGUCUGGGGCACCAUUUGUGAUGACAACUUUAGCACUUUAGAAGGGAGAGUCAUCUGUAAGAUGUUAGGUUUCAAGACCGUUGUUUCCACCUUCACUGCUACACCAGGUUCUGGUAAAAUAUGGUUGGAUGAGCUGCAGUGCACAGGAGCAGAGUCUGAUAUCUUUGACUGUCCACACACUCAAGUUGGUGUUCACAACUGUAAUCAUGAUGAGGAUGCAGGAGUGUACUGUAUGUAGAGACAGAAGAUUAACUGCAAAAGCCAAGUUAAUUGUCUCUUUAUUACAUUACACUGCAUCAUGUAUCAGGAUAUUUCAUAUUAUUUUCUUGUCAUGUCAGUUGAGUUAUACAUCUUUCAGCCAUAAGACUAGACACACCUUCUUAGUUGGAGUAGGUCUUAUACAUGAACAAUCUCCCCCAGGAAUUGGGGUUUCUUGAUAUCUGGGGUGUAUUUGGCAUUGAGCUAUGAGUUGCAAAUUUAAAAAAAUCUUGGAGGAUGAUAAGCAUGGCCUUCCCUAUAGCUACUCCCACUUUUACACCCCACAUUAUGUGACAUGGAACUACUGAAUGAUAUGGUUGAAAUCUGUAUUGUAAAAUACAAAUGGCAAGACUUUAUUAAAGUAUUUAAAAAAUA